Messenger RNA from Rhododendron vialii, 885 nucleotides. Its product is annotated as putative late blight resistance protein homolog R1B-17. The record is from RefSeq and is a predicted model, not a curated record. Gene Ontology annotation, biological process: defense response to other organism. Lineage: Eukaryota; Viridiplantae; Streptophyta; Magnoliopsida; Ericales; Ericaceae. The transcript has a single exon. The coding region runs from base 1 to 885 and encodes 294 amino acids. Gene Ontology annotation, molecular function: ADP binding.
AUGGACGGCAUAUGGGAUCACAGGGCCUGGUUUGACUUGAAAAUAUGUUUUCCAGAUGAUGACAACGGAAGUAGGAUUAUGUUCACUAUUCGGCAUAAACAUGUAGCUUUGCUGUCCAAACCCAUGAGUUUCCCUCCUCUUUCUCUGCGUUCUCUAUCUCCUGAUGAGAGUUGGAAUAUCUUACGACAAAAGAUAUUUCAAAAAGAAACCUGCCCUUCAGAGCUCAUUGAGAUAGGAAAGCAAAUAGCACAAAAGUGUCGAGGACUACCACUUUCAAUCGUUGUGGUAGCAGGAAUUCUUAGAAAUGAAGAGAAGAGUCGAGAGUGGUGGAAGCAGGUGGGGCAAACCUUAAAUUCACAUAUGGCUAUGGACCAAGAACUGUGGACUAAGAAAAUAGCACUGAGUUAUAACCACUUACCUCCUCACUUGAAACCGUGCUUUCUCUACUUGGCAAUAUUUCCAGAGGUCUUCGAAAUUCUUGUGUGGAAGUUGAUUUUGUUAUGGGUUGCUGAGGGAUUUAUAAGAAAGAAAGGUAAAAAAAGGUUGGAGGAUGAAGCUGAGGAAUACUUGAUGGAUUUAAUAGGUAGAAGUCUAGUGUUAGUUUCCGGAAGAGGGUAUGAUGGUCGAAUCAAAGCAUGUGGUAUUCACGAUUUGUUGGGUGAAUUUUGCCUCCAGAAAGCCACGGAAGAGUAUUUUCUUCAGCAAAUUAUGGGUAAUCUACUCGUUUCCUCUUCUUCUUCCUCCUCGUCCUCGAAGUCGAGUAUUCCUCUUACGUGCAUUGAUAGUUCUCCUGCUCAAAAGUACACCCACUCUUUGUUUCCCUUCCACAAUGGUUGCGAUGAAUAUCUUGGCAUGGGGGUCCUAAUCACCGUUUCAAACUUCUGA